AAUAUAAAUGCGGCGGCAAGUCCCCGAGUUGUAUGCAAACACGCACGCCAGUCUCGGCAGCGUAUGCACACAGUACCUAUACACCUAUACUCCGUAUUAUAAUACUGGUGCAGCUUGUCGAAAAUCCGAACCAAUGACUUCUGAGUGGUCGGACCGAGGAUUAAACGAGCCUGUGAUUCGAAACGCUCUGAACUCGUGUACCUAUAUUAUAUAUACACACUUAUUAUGCGAUAUCCAGCCGUUUGGUGGUGAAAGUCUAAUUUCCCUGAGCCAGUUUACAUUAUAUUUGACUGUGAUCACUACGGAGAACAGCAUUUUCAAGGUGCCGCGGAGCAACUACACAGGGCACUUUACACGUGAAAGUAAAAGUGUAGGAAUUAGUCAAGGGUAUUGUGGGUCCUUAACUCAUCUAAAACUAUUCCAUUAAAAGCGUUCUAAAAACGAUCAAACGAGAACUUGCAAAUUCAUGGAAUUUCGUUUCUGGCAUACCCUCCAAAAUACGCACAAGUACUGAAAAGACUUUGAUCCAAAAAAGAACUUCACGACCUUGCGACUGGACGCCAUUGAACUGGAAUUUAGUCGCGUGCAUGCCACUCUUAUACAUAUAAUUUUCUAGAAAGCAUUUUCCGGUUGGUUCGUUCUUAUGUUGACAGAUAAACUAUGUAAGAAUUUCUUUUCGUAUUAGCUUAUUAGGCAGCAUAAUAAAGUUGGGUUUUUUGAAUAAUCAUUUUCCCCAGAGUUUCGCAAAUUAAUUAAAUAAUUCGUUACGUAUCUUUGAGUUAUUUAUCUCCCAACGAUACCGCUGCAAAUUAGGUGCCUAACUUAAAACAAAAAUAUUUAUAAAUAAUAUGUACCUACGUAAUCGAACGAAAUAGAAUAAUUUAAAAAUAUCUUCAUAUCUAAUUAUCCUAAUACCUUCAUUAUAUUAUAGUAGCCUAAAAUAUUAUCAAACCAAACACCAAUUACACCAUUAUUACACUCACAAUGUGUUCUUCUAAGGUAUGUAUUAUUUAUACAUUGUCUAUACAUAGUUAUCAAUUAUAACAUAUUAUAGUGUGUA
Molecule: messenger RNA, 1060 nt
Organism: Acyrthosiphon pisum (pea aphid)
Lineage: Eukaryota; Metazoa; Arthropoda; Insecta; Hemiptera; Aphididae
Exons: 3
Coding region: 8-427 (139 amino acids)
Source: RefSeq, a predicted model, not a curated record